Closterium sp. Naga37s-1 is the source of this 1449-nucleotide messenger RNA. The record is from the annotation of a GenBank genome assembly. NCBI's taxonomy places the organism in Eukaryota, Viridiplantae, Streptophyta, Zygnematophyceae, Desmidiales, Closteriaceae.
CUGCUGGAGAUUGAUUUGCUCAGCUUCCUGCCCGACCACACCACCAAGUCAUUUCCCCCUCCUUCUCCCUCUUCCCUCCCCCUCCCUGCUCCCUCCCCCCCCACUUCCCCUCCUCUCCCACCACCAGGCCUGUCCAACAUGCUGGGCGAUUCAGCCCACGAGAUGGUUGUGCAGGCAGACAGCGCUCUGCGGCUGUUCAACAUGCUGGGAGAUUCAGCCCACGAGAUCAGAGUGCAGGCAGACAGCGCGCUGAGGGAGUUCCUGCACGAAAUCCGCCACGCUCCUGCGGUGGAGUACGGGCGAAUGAUGGAGAUCCUGGUGCAGCGAGCGGGGUCCUCUGAUGAGUUCACUCGCCUCACUGCUGUCACUUGGAUCAACGACUUUGUGAAGCUGGGGGGAGCGCAGAUGAUGCCGUACUAUGCGGCUGUGGUGGGCGCCAUUCUGCCCUGCAUCGCUGACCGCGAGGAGAAGAUUGCUGCGAUAGCGCGCGACACGAACGAGGAGCAGCUGGAGAGGGUGAGGGAGCAGAGCGUGGCGGAUGGCUUCGACGUGCGGGCAGUGGUGGAGAUUGCAAGGAGGGAGUUGAGCAGCAGCUGGGAGGCCACGAGGCUGGAGGCACUUGCAUGGAUCGCCACCCUUCUGCACCGUUUCCCACACCAGCUGCUAGACCUCAUGGACGAUCCCUCCACUGCCCUUCUCGAGUCCUUGCUUGCAGCGCUGGCAGAUGACUCAGACCAGGUGGUGCUAGAGGCGUUAUCAGUGCAGGCCACAGUGGCCAGUCACCCGCACCACUUCCACCGCCUGCUGCUGCUCCUCCUCCUGCGCUUCAACUCCGACCGCGCCCUCCUUGACAGGCGGGGCAGCAUCAUCAUCCGCCACCUCUGCGCCAUGCUAGACGCUGAUAAAGUCCUCCGAGAGCUGGCCUUCAUUCUUCAGAACGAGUCCGACUGUCAGUUCGCCGCCACUAUCGUGCCAACGCUCUCCCUCAUCCUCCUCACUGCCCCCGAGCUCGCCCCCAUCCGCUCCAAGCUCCGCCGCUCCUUCGCUGCUCCUGCUCCUACGGGUGGGGGUGGGGGUGGAAGCGGAGCGGGAGGAUCAGGAGUUUCUGCCACAGGCAACGCACCUACAACAGCACCAGGAGCACCAUCAGCAGCACCAUCGGCAGCGGCAGCGGCGUGCAGUGGGAGGGGGCUGUUCCUGGCGCUGUACCCGGCAUGGUGCCACUCGCCCAUCGCUGCAGUGAGCCUGUGCCUGCUGGCCCAGGCGUACGAGCAUGCGUGGUGCAUCGUGGACGCCUUAGAGGAGAGCGACCUCUCCCUCAGCCUCAUGGUGCAGGCGUACGAGCAUGCAUGGAGCAUCGUGGAUGCUCUAGAGGAGAGCGACCUGUCCCUCAGCCUCAUGGUGCAGGUGGGUGGGUGGAGAGAAGCGUGUGUCUGGGGUGGGGAGUAG